ACUAUCGUCAAUGUUUUGCAGGACCCUGGUGAUCCAAUGGAAAUACUGGAGAACAGUGAACCACAGAUCACGGUGGGCAGUUUUACCGUCACAGACGCAGACGCAGAAGCAUCCAUUUCCUUUGACAUCCAAAAGGAGGAGUGUACUGGCGGCUCAUCUUCCAUGGAUGUUAGCGGGUGGUUCGAAGUACUUCCUGAUCCUCCGUCACAGACAAAUUUUCCAGCGAGGGUGGUGGUGGGAGACGUGGAAAUCGACAGGGAGGCGUGCAAGGAAGUCACACUCACCAUCAAGGCCACAGACGACAAAACAGAUGAAAAAUAUGAAUCUGAAUCCAGUGCUACAGAAAGUUUUGUAAUCACCAUUCUGGACGAAAUCGACGAGUCUCCCAUAGUCGACUGCAAGUAUGGCUGCGGUGUUAUUAGUAUUGAUGAAGUCAACGAAAUUGAUCCAAGUAGUUAUGCCAGCGUGCUCGUGACCACAUUGACAGUGACAGACCCGGACGAAGAAGACACCAUCUAUCUCUCCUUAAGAGAAGGCGAUGAAUUUGUGUACUUGUCCAAAGAAAAUGUGAGCGUGCAGGCAGGGAGUGUGGCGGAAAUUGAUAUUUUCACAAAGAAAGAUGCAAAUAUCAACUGUGAAGCCCAGCAGACCAUUCCUAUCGAAAUUUUCAUGGAGGAUUCUGAAAACCACAACGCUACCAUAAAGAUCAACGUUACAGUCAAUGACCUGAAUGAUAACAGGCCAGAAAUAGCUGCUGGUUUGUGUGGCGGAGAACCGCUGCUAAUUAAGGAGGACGAUGGGUCAGGGGAGAUAAACGGCAACCCCAUCGGCAUGAUAACUGCAACAGAUAAGGAUGAAGAAUCUCCCCACAACCACGUCAGAUACAUGAUGCUCAAUGAUCAAUACUCCGACUCCAAAAACACGUGGACACCCUUCAGCAUUGACGAAGAAACAGGCAAUGUGACAAUACUCCUAAUCAAUGGCGUGAAAGCACUGGAUCGGGAACAGUACGCUGACUGGGAGCUUUUCUUCAGAGCUUAUGAUGAAUGUGAUAAUUCACCGACUUGUAAAGUUCUUCAAAGUGAACCGGACUGUCUAGUCAAGAUUACUGUGGUGGAUGUUAACGACAACUAUCCUCGCGAUUUGACAUGGCUGCCCGAUGGUCCCAUAACAGUUAAUGACUUCCUACAACAGGACCAGGACAUUGGAUAUGUAUUCACUGCACUGGACGAUGACGAGGGGGAGAACGCUAACCUUACCUACUUCGUAAAGGGAACCUACCGCCUAAACAGUGACCAAGACAUGGACCUCUUUCGUGCUGAAGAAGAUCCGUUCAGCAUUAAACCUUCUUGCAGGAAUUACAAGACUCCAGACUGGAGGCUGCAGAACGCUGAACAUCAGACCCUGUUAUCAUUGCUGAUUUGGGCAGAAGGAACCUGGUGCCCUUCAACGCAUCAAAAACUCAAUUUAUCUACCUAUCAACUCCACGCAGUAUUCAAAACACCUAUCCCCUAUUCUUCGAUAACACUCAGCUGUCACAUUCUACACUAAACAUCCUUGGUCUAUUUUUAACCUAAAAUCUAAACUAGAAACUUCAUAUCUUCUCUCUUACUAAAUCAGUUUCCUCGAGGUUGGGCGUUCUGUAUCGUCUCCGCCAGUUCUCCUUCGCACAGAUUUUUCCAUAUACAGGGGCCUUAUGCUGGGAUCACACAUCUGCGAUUUCGCUCUGCGACGGUUGGCGAUUUU
This is a messenger RNA of Eriocheir sinensis (Chinese mitten crab), 1746 nucleotides long. RefSeq names its product protocadherin Fat 4-like. Gene Ontology annotation, molecular function: calcium ion binding. Gene Ontology annotation, biological process: homophilic cell-cell adhesion. The coding region runs from base 37 to 1551 and encodes 504 amino acids. NCBI's taxonomy places the organism in Eukaryota, Metazoa, Arthropoda, Malacostraca, Decapoda, Varunidae. The record is from RefSeq and is a predicted model, not a curated record. Gene Ontology annotation, cellular component: plasma membrane. The transcript is spliced from 10 exons.